Acomys russatus (golden spiny mouse) is the source of this 807-nucleotide messenger RNA. RefSeq names its product ADP ribosylation factor like GTPase 11 (gene Arl11). Gene Ontology annotation, biological process: intracellular protein transport; vesicle-mediated transport. NCBI's taxonomy places the organism in Eukaryota, Metazoa, Chordata, Mammalia, Rodentia, Muridae. Bases 194 to 724 code for a protein of 176 amino acids. The transcript has a single exon. The record is from RefSeq and is a predicted model, not a curated record. Gene Ontology annotation, molecular function: GTPase activity; GTP binding. Gene Ontology annotation, cellular component: cytoplasm.
GCUGGUGACUCACUCUUCCUCACUUCUUGGACUUUUCAAUGGUCCGGCCUGGGUCUGAAACCCUUCCCUGAAAUGACUUGUUUUGUUGCAGAGCAGGAGCUCCGUGGGUGUGCAUGGCUUUGCGUUUCUUCAGAAAACGAUAGCUGAUGUGCGCCCCCAGCCUUUCUGCAGAAGGAAUUAUCGGGGGCCCGCCAUGGGCUCUGUAAAUUCCAGAGGUCACAAGGCAGAAGCGCAGGUGGUCAUGAUGGGCCUCGAUUCUGCCGGCAAGACCACAAUCCUGUACAAACUGAAAGGAAACCCGCUGGUGGAGACCCUGCCCACUGUCGGGUUCAAUGUCGAGCCUCUUGAGGCUCCUGGACAUGUGUCACUGAUUCUCUGGGACAUUGGGGGACAGACUCAGCUCAGGGCAACCUGGAAGGACUACCUGGAAGGGACCGACAUCCUCGUGUACGUGCUGGACAGCACAGAUGAAGCCCGCUUGCCUGAGGCAGUGGCCGAGCUUGAGGAAGUCCUUGGAGACCCCAAUAUGGCCGGUGUCCCUUUCUUGGUACUGGCCAACAAACAGGAGGUGCCCGAUGCUCUACCGUUGCUUGAAAUAAAAAACAGGCUGGGCCUGGAAAGGUUCCAAGACCAUUCCUGGGAGCUCCAGGCCUGCAGUGCCCUCACAGGCCAGGGGCUGCCGGAAGCCCUGCAGAGCCUGCUGCACUUGCUGAAGUCCUGCUGAAAUGCAGUAGCCUGUGACUCCAGGCAGGAGCAGGACAGGGAGCCACGCCAGCCAGACCCCCUGCGCAGGCGGAACAGCGCAUC